Messenger RNA from Cladophialophora yegresii CBS 114405, 1272 nucleotides. RefSeq lists its product as uncharacterized. Gene Ontology annotation, molecular function: monooxygenase activity; FAD binding. The record is from RefSeq and is a predicted model, not a curated record. Bases 1 to 1272 code for a protein of 423 amino acids. The transcript has 2 exons. Lineage: Eukaryota; Fungi; Ascomycota; Eurotiomycetes; Chaetothyriales; Herpotrichiellaceae.
AUGCCUCAUAUACAGCUCAACGUCAUUGUCGCUGGAGGAGGAAUUGCCGGGUUGACGGCCGCAUUGGCCCUGCGAAGGCAAGGCCACGCCGUCACCGUUGUGGAAUCCUCGGCGUGGCUGCGAGAGGCCGGUCUGGCGGUGGCGGUUCCUCCCAACGCGACUCGCACACUUAUCGGACUGGGUAUCGACCCCAAGCAAGACGCCAAAGCCGCGGCGCUCCGAACCUCCCUAGAAUACCACUUCCUCAGCAAGGACGCCUCCCCGAGAUUCGGCGAAAAUGGAGACAGCUGUCCGCUUACAUGGGCCAUCAGAGCCGCUGCUUUACAUCUCCAGGACUUGUUCUUCCUGGCCCAUCGCAUUGACCUGCAUGCUGCUCUCAAGGACAAAUGUCUCCAUCCCGCAGGCCCUGACAAACCGGUUGACGUCCUCCUGUCAUCACGAGUUGUCGGCUGGGAUACUGCAGGCAGCAUCAAGCUACAAGAUGGGAGCGACAUGCACGCCGACCUCAUCAUUGCAGCCGAUGGCAUACACUCAGUUGCCCACGAAGCGGUCCUAGGCCACCGAGUCCCUGCCAUCCGCAGCGGUGUGUCCACUAUCCGAUUCCUGCUCAAGACGGAAGACAUCUUGAACGAUCCCGCGACAGCCCCUAUCAUGGACGAUGGGCCCGGCUGCUUCACAUUCUACGUCAACGCGGAUCGCUCGACCUAUCUGCUCCGUUACCCGUGUCACAAGUGCGCAGGCCCUUCCCAGCCCGAGCCUCUCUCCAACCAGUCCGUGGUGGGCGGAAAGGUCAGCCGCGCCCAUCUAACCGAAAGACUCAGCACUUUUCCGCCCGCCAUCCAAGCCCUUGGCCACAAAGCCGACGAAUUCGUCUAUGACUGGAAGAUCGCCGACCGCGAACCUCUACCAUCAUACCAGAAAGGUCGGCUGGUGCUGGUUGGAGACGCCGCCCAUCCCAUGUGGCCUCGCCAAGGCCAGGGGGCGGCCCAGUCGAUCGAAGACGCAGCCACGCUAGGCAUGCUGAUGAGCCAGCUGGAAGACAAGGCCGACAUCCCGGAACGCCUGGCGCUAUAUAACGAGCUGCGCGUGCCGAGGUCGUCGAUCGUCCAGCAAUUGUCCCACUCACGCGAGCAGGCCCGUCAGGCCCAAAGCCCCGGAGACGCGGACGAGCUGCCUCUGUCGGAGGAGUUCUUGGCUGUGUUUCGAAAGUUCUUACCGGGCACAAGUCCUCCAGGUAUGUCCCAUAGUCACCGAGCAGUGGCCACGCAAUGA